Solenopsis invicta (red fire ant) is the source of this 930-nucleotide messenger RNA. It is a transcript of the gene SmE, whose product is annotated as probable small nuclear ribonucleoprotein E. Gene Ontology annotation, cellular component: U4 snRNP; U5 snRNP; U4/U6 x U5 tri-snRNP complex. The transcript has a single exon. The coding region runs from base 122 to 406 and encodes 94 amino acids. Gene Ontology annotation, molecular function: RNA binding. Lineage: Eukaryota; Metazoa; Arthropoda; Insecta; Hymenoptera; Formicidae. The record is from RefSeq and is a predicted model, not a curated record. Gene Ontology annotation, biological process: mRNA splicing, via spliceosome; spliceosomal snRNP assembly.
UAGCAUCACAAUUGACGCCAUAUUUUUCGGCAUCUCACGUUUACUGACGCUUACAAUUCGCACAUACACGAAGUAUAUCAUUCGUUGUUAAACGUUCAGUUUUUGAAGUACCGGCGUAAAAAUGUCGUACAAGGGGCCGCAGAAAGUCCAGAAGGUGAUGGUGCAACCCAUCAACUUGAUAUUUCGCUACCUACAGAACCGUUCGCGCGUACAGGUCUGGUUGUUCGAGAACGUGAAUCUGCGGAUUGAAGGGCAUAUCGUCGGCUUCGACGAGUACAUGAACUUGGUGUUGGACGACGCCGAGGAGUACCAUCAGAAGACGAAAAACAGGAAGCCACUCGGACGGAUUAUGCUUAAAGGCGACAACAUCACUUUAAUACAGAACACCAAUCCCACGGCGAACUAAGGAGAGAACAUAACCUCAACCCGGUUUCCGUUUGGGCGGGCGCCGGGUAAGGCCAGCUCCAAAUAACUUGGGGUCCCUUCUUGGACUGUGGCGACGAGAGAAGCUCUCAGGGAGUUGAUUGUGAAAACCAAUAACUUUUUAAACGUGCGAAAAGAAAUGUGUCGCGUGAUUGAUGACCAUGUACCAUAAUGGACAUUUCGUAUGCUGUCUAGAUAUAAGUUUCUGCUAUAUUAUGAAUCUUAACGAAUGCGAGAUGCGAUCAAAUCCUGUUGUGAAAAAAGGAUCACUGAAUAUUUUAUAUGAACGCACGUCCCAAUAUCUAAUUUAAUUUAUAUGAAUUAAUGAUAGUUGUAACAAUAUGUAGUCUUGUACUGAAAGUGCUUUAGAACACAGUCAAUUUAUUUUGUACGUCACAUUAUAAUUUUUGUGGAUCCAUUCUGAAUGUGUUAUAAUAUGAAAGAAGUAAACACCCAAGAUAAACAGAAUGUAUAUAAAUAAUUAUUAAAUAGUUUCAUAUUCUAAAA